AUUGCACAAUUUGCUGUCAAAACUCAUUACGCCAAAAAAUCUAAAAUAGUUUUGUUUUGUUUUAAAAGAGAAAAAGAGAGGGAUUCUUAUAGUUUUAAGAUAUAAACUAUUUAUUGGAAUAAAUUAUCUACCUAUACAUUUCCUAGAAUAACAAAACAUGUCACCGCAGCCCGAAACACCGCCUUUAACUUAUAAAGUUAUUGCCCAAUGUUCGACUUCAAAAGCCCGAGUUGGGGUGAUGAGUCUGCGGCACGCUGACGUCAAUACCCCUGUUUUCAUGCCCGUCGGAACUCAAGGAACCCUCAAAGGUAUACACCCGGAUCAGUUGAUAGCACUGGAUUGUCGCAUCCUAUUAGCCAAUACCUAUCACUUGGGUAGUCGGCCGGGUAUAGAGACAUUGAAAAAAGCCGGUGGCCUUCACAAGUACAUGGGAUGGCCACGUGCCAUUCUUACAGAUUCUGGCGGCUUCCAAAUGGUAUCAUUGCUGCAGCUGGCUGAAAUCGAUGAGACUGGAGUGAACUUCAAUUCUCCCUACGAUGGUUCCAGUUGUAUGCUCUCUCCAGAGCAUUCCAUUACAAUUCAAAAUGCUAUUGGUGCUGACAUCAUGAUGCAAUUGGAUGAUGUGAUAAAGACAACAAUCACCGGGCCGAGGGUCGAGGAAGCAAUGCAUCGUACAAUUCGUUGGGUUGAUCGUUGCAUUUCGGCUCAUAAGAGAGACGAUGAACAGAGUUUGUUCCCCAUCGUUCAGGGAGGCUUAGAUCCUGAGCUGCGGAAACAUUGUGUUGCCAAAUUAACCGAGAGGCCAGUGCGAGGCUUUGCAAUUGGAGGCCUGAGUGGUGGCGAGAGUAAACACGAGUUCUGGCGAACGGUUCACACGUGUACCGAUCUUCUUCCGAAUGACAAACCUAGAUACUUAAUGGGCGUUGGGUUUGCCGCCGACCUGGUUGUGUGUGUUGCCCUGGGAGUGGAUAUGUUUGAUUGUGUGUUCCCUACCCGAACAGCGAGAUUUGGUUGUGCUCUUGUAGAUAGCGGACAGCUGAAUCUAAAACAACAAAAGUACGCUCUGGAUUUGCGACCCAUAGAUGAGAAUUGUCAUUGCAGCACUUGCAAAAUGUACACACGAUCUUAUCUUCAUCACAUUGCAACUGUAGAACCAGUUGCUUCGAGUUUAUUGAGUAUUCACAAUGUUGCGUACCAAUUGCGACUUAUGAAUGGUAUGAGAGAAGCAAUAACAAAUGAUGAGUUUCCCAAAUUCGUUAGAAGUUUCAUGAGAAAUCACUUUGGUGAAGACCCUAUUCCACAAUGGAUAAUUGAUGCUCUGGAAGCUGUUAAAAUAGAUUUACAAGGAAUGGAAGGUUAACUUAAAAGAAAACAAAAAAUCAAAAAAAGACAAUGAAGACAAAAAAAAAUCCUUAGUUUUUUAUUUAUUACUUAUUUAUCAGUAUGACCAAAAGAAGGGCUCUAGUUACUUUAAGCAUUUCCUAAUAAAGCUAAAUGUGUACUUAUUUUAUUUAAUGGUACAAAA
Messenger RNA from Eupeodes corollae, 1525 nucleotides. It is a transcript of the gene Tgt, whose product is annotated as queuine tRNA-ribosyltransferase catalytic subunit. NCBI's taxonomy places the organism in Eukaryota, Metazoa, Arthropoda, Insecta, Diptera, Syrphidae. The coding region runs from base 158 to 1360 and encodes 400 amino acids. Gene Ontology annotation, molecular function: tRNA-guanosine(34) queuine transglycosylase activity. The record is from RefSeq and is a predicted model, not a curated record. The transcript has a single exon. Gene Ontology annotation, cellular component: cytosol.